CUGCUUGCUGCUGGAACCCUGCCACCUCUGCUUCUCUUAUACCUCAGCUUGCCAUGGAAAUAUUCCAGUCUCAUCGGUGCAACUAUCCUGUUAAGACUCUACCUGACCCACCGACGCUGUGAUGUCGCCAACCCUUCCGGCUCUCUGCCUGCUGGUUUGUUUCCUCUCUGGCAUAAAUGCAUAUCCAGUUAAGCCUGCCAGUCCACGGGAUGGAGCUCCACCUGAGGAGCUUGCCAAGUAUUACUCUGCACUGAGACACUACAUCAACCUCAUUACAAGACAGAGGUAUGGAAAAAGAGAAAACCCAGACACUGUAUUUUCUGACUUGUUUAUGAAAGAGAGCACAGAAACGGUUCCAGGAUCCAAUUAUAUCAGGUAUGAGGGGCUCCCCGGUUGGUGAUCCUGUCUGCACCGUCACGUCCAGGAGAGCUUUAAUGGCGCCCCGAUAUGUCUCUUACCAACAUGAAACAAACUUGUGUUGCAUGAAAUAAAUUUCUUUUGUGAGUCCUUCUGGCUGUGCUUUAAUGUUUUGUCAAUUGUUGGGGGGCAGAUGGGGAGCACUUAUGUUCUUGGAUCGCAACAGCUAAAGCCAGGUUCCAGCGUCUUUAGUAGUUUCUGCAGUGAGAAUUUCAAUUUUAGGUUUGAUUUUUUUUGAAAACUCAUACGGUGUUUCUUCAUCGCGGCACAUCGACAACAUCCUUCUUUAGUACCAACAGAAAUGUUGUGUGAAUUUUUGAAAUACCU
Messenger RNA from Fundulus heteroclitus (mummichog), 744 nucleotides. Its product is annotated as peptide YY-like. The record is from RefSeq and is a predicted model, not a curated record. NCBI's taxonomy places the organism in Eukaryota, Metazoa, Chordata, Actinopteri, Cyprinodontiformes, Fundulidae. Gene Ontology annotation, biological process: neuropeptide signaling pathway; feeding behavior. Gene Ontology annotation, molecular function: neuropeptide hormone activity; neuropeptide Y receptor binding. Gene Ontology annotation, cellular component: extracellular region. The transcript has 4 exons. The coding region runs from base 122 to 400 and encodes 92 amino acids.